CGUGAGACAUUUUAUCGGCCGCCAUAUUGAUUCGGGUUUACUCGUCUAAUUUUGCGUGUAUAGGUUUUUUGCAAUUUCUACAGCUACUCUGGUAGUUACGGAUCAGCAAAGAUGGGAUCACUCUUCCGGAGUGAGGAGAUGACCCUCGCCCAGCUGUUCCUACAGUCAGAGGCAGCCUAUACUUGUGUGUCGGAGUUAGGGGACCUAGGUGUUGUCCAGUUCAGAGAUCUGAACCCGGAUGUAAAUGCAUUCCAACGGAAGUUUGUUAAUGAGGUCAGGCGGUGUGAAGAGAUGGAGCGAAAGUUGCGUUUCAUUGAGAAAGAGAUUAAGAAAGACGGUAUUCCGAUGCUGGAUACUGGAGAUAAUCCAGAUGCACCUGCUCCCAGAGAGAUGAUUGACCUUGAGGCAACAUUUGAAAAACUGGAAAACGAGAUGAAAGAGGUGAACACAAAUGCAGAAGCACUUAAGAGGAACUUCCUUGAGUUGACGGAAUUGAAGCACAUUCUCCGUAAGACGCAGGUCUUCUUUGACGAGGCCGCCUUCCUUCAAUCUGCCCAGAUGCAUGACCAGCCGAAGUCCGAGGAAGCACAGAACUUGCUAGGGGAGGAGGCUACACGUGCCGGUGGUCAGCCCUUGAAACUGGGGUAUGCGCGUCACUCGCUGAUUGUUUAGAACCCGAUUGUUCCUUAGCUGCACAGUGAAAGCGCAGGGUUAAUAGAUUGCGACUCCCCGAGUGAUUCCAAUAAUACCAAUAAUUUGGCUUUCUCUAACCUUGCAUACACGAUAGUUUUCAUGGCGUAAUACAUGGGACUGAUGGUACGCUUGUAUCAGCUGGUUAUUUAUAUUUAAGCUCAUGGUGUGGGGUUCAGUGUAGUGACAGUCGAUCAUUCAAUCCCGUUUACAUUUGCUGCCAAGUCAAUGCCAUGCCACAUGAACUGCCAUGCAACAUUAAUUUUAUGCAUUACCAACGGUCUGGUUUACCUUGACUGAAUUACUAGCUUAAGGAUACUCUCAAGGUUUUAGGAAAAAUUUUACCGAUUUUUAAUUUUCAACUUUAUUCGAUGGCUAA
Priapulus caudatus is the source of this 1069-nucleotide messenger RNA. RefSeq names its product V-type proton ATPase 116 kDa subunit a isoform 1-like. The transcript is spliced from 6 exons. Gene Ontology annotation, biological process: vacuolar acidification; proton transmembrane transport. The record is from RefSeq and is a predicted model, not a curated record. Gene Ontology annotation, cellular component: plasma membrane; vacuolar proton-transporting V-type ATPase complex; proton-transporting V-type ATPase, V0 domain. Lineage: Eukaryota; Metazoa; Priapulida; Priapulimorpha; Priapulimorphida; Priapulidae. Gene Ontology annotation, molecular function: ATPase binding; proton-transporting ATPase activity, rotational mechanism. Bases 112 to 672 code for a protein of 186 amino acids.